UCUAUUUUUAAAUUGCCUAAAAUAGAAAGUGUGUUCGCGUUUCUGGUAUAUGAAUGCAAUUUUAUUUGCCAGCACAAAUUAGUAGUUUUCCAUUGUGAUUCGAAUCGUCACGUCGAGAGGGCGAUUUAUAUUCUUCGCGCGUGCCUGUUAUAUGCAUGUGACAAAAAGCGGGAAAAAACGUCACAUAAAGUUUUGUGUACAUAUUGUUUAUAAAAAUGUCAGUCAUUUAAUUAACUUUCAAGUCUUGAUUGAUUCUAACUAUUAAAUUCCUGAAAUGGCUGAUGAAUUUCCAAAUCCGGACGAUGAUUUCGAUUUUGUCUGUCAAGCGGAUUAUGAAGCUCUGAGAGAAUUGGAGGAACUAGAAAGAUUGACGCAACCUGGUCCUAGUGGAGUAUCUGGAACAGCAAGACAGCACGACAGAAACAAAGAUCAAGCAGGCAUUAAAAUAUCCGUUUCUGUUAACUCUGAUAAAGUUAUUGACGACAAUGUAUCUAGCAGUAAUAAAAAACAAAACAGUUAUGAAGAAUUAUACAGCGAUAGUACACCUAGCACUAGUAAAAAGCGUAAUUAUGAAGAAUUGUUGUUUGGCGACAUUUCCGAUCUUUUAGGGACAGAUGCUUCAGUUGAUGAUCUUGUCGAUGGACCAAAAGAAAAGAAGCUCCGUUGGGAUCAACCUGAAGAUGUCAUUAAAAAAAUGGAUGCACGACAAUUGAUACAUGAUCAUGAUGGGGAUGCAGUGAUGAAAACAAAAUAUGAUGAGAACAAGAAAAAUUCUAUUUCUUUACGAGUUCCACCCUGGAAUUUUGUGGCGGUCACAAGGUUGUACGAUUCCCAGCGCCUAUAUAUCAGAGUUAGAAAUGCACGAAACGAUAUUAAACAGUCCAAAAAACCUAUUACUAAUCUGUUGUCAAUACCUUAUAAUCAAUUGAAAGUUCAAGCGCAACAAAUUAUGACGAGCAAAAAUGAGUUAUCAGUACAAGCAGCAUCCAAUUUGAGUGAUACUAAUAACAUAAGUAACGACGAAUUAUGGGUAGAUAAAUAUCGACCUCGAUCGUAUUUAGAAUUACUCUCGGACGAAACAGUCAACAGACAGCUCUUAUAUUGGCUGAAGCUUUGGGAUAAAAUAGUAUUUAAUCGAAAUAUUCCGAAACCGAAGAAGAAACAAACACCUGUGUUUGGAAAGAAAAAAGAUAUCGAUGACGAAAAAGAUAUCGAGGAAGUGGAUAGCAAAGGAUAUCCAAUAAAAAGGAUAGUCUUACUCAGUGGACCACCUGGAUUGGGAAAAACUACUCUAGCGCAUAUAGCAGCCAGACAUGCUGGUUAUAAUAUCGUAGAAAUCAAUGCGAGUGAUGAAAGAAGUCCAGAUACGUUUAGACAGAUCCUUCUUGCAUCAACGGAGAUGAAAGCUGUAAUAGGCGCGGAUCCCCGACCAAAUUGUUUAAUUUUUGAUGAGAUUGAUGGUGCACCGGCUGCAUCUAUCGAACUUCUCUUAAAAUUCGUCCAAGGUAAAUUAAUAACGAAAACUAAAAAGGGCAAGGCACAAUCGGAGAAAACAUCUGAUGGUUGUGCACGUCCUGUGGUGUGCAUCUGUAAUGAACCGUAUGCACCAUCCUUAAGAGCGUUAAGAGCCGCUGCUAUAAUAAUUCCGGUGCCCGAAGUAAGUCCUUUAAGAUUAGCAGAGCGUUUAAUGGAGAUAGCGAGAAAGGAAAAGUUAAACGUAGACUUUGGUGAUCUUGUAAAAAUAGCAGAAAGAUCCGGUUGUGAUGUUCGAGCUUGUGUAGGAGCAUUACAGUAUAUGGGUGGCGCUAAUUUAAAAGAUAAUAUAUCACUAGGCCUGAAGGACUCUCGUAAGAAUUUAUUUGAUUCGUGGAAAAGUAUAUUAACAAUUCCUAUCAACAAAGGAGGGGUGGUUGCUGUACCUGAAAGAAUUCAGAAUAUUAUGAGAACAGUGCAAAAUGGUGAAUCAGAAAAACUGGCACAAGGAAUAUUUCAUAAUUAUCCCGAAAUCUGUGAUAAAAAACUUGGUAACAUAUCCACGUCUCUGGAAUGGUUUCAAUUUUACGAUUUAGUAACAUCACUUGUUCUACGCAAGCAAAUUUGGUCACUUAUGCCGUACACGAAUUACGGAUUUAUAGCAUGGCAUUUGAAUCUUGCGCGAACACAAAAAGUGAAACUAUCUUUUCCUACUAUCAAUAACGAAGUAAAAAUCUGCAAAAACACAGGUAUUUUAACAGCGAUACGAAGGGUGUGUGGACGCGAUGCUUUCACUUUAAUCACAGACAUUGCUGGAUUUUUACCGGAUCUCCUAGCGCCUAAAUUACGGACAGUGCCUUCUCAUUUAUAUUCGCCGAAGGAGAAAGCCGAUCUUGCUAGAAUAGUAAAUGUGAUGCUCGAUUUUGGUUUAUCAUUUGUGCAAGAAAAGAAUCUUCAAGGGGGCUACAUCUAUAAUUUAGAUCCUAAUAUUUUGGAAGUUGGUGUUCUUCCCAAUUGCAAUCCGCAUCGCUAUCUCGCGUAUGCGGUACAGCAAAUAAUUGCACAAGAACUGGAAGUUGAACGUUUAAAGCGAGCAAGUAUCUUAAUGGGACUCGGUGGAGUCAGCUUGUCAGAAAAUACGAUAAAUUCAGAAAAGCCCAAAGUUAUAGAAAAUAAUAAAGAUAAUAAGGAUAAAUCUUCUAAUAUAGAUAAUAAGGAUAAAUCUUCUAAUCCACCGAAUAGCGCAAAACCCGGAAAAAGUGCGACAUCGUUAAAGGAAGUAGUAUACAAAGAUUUCUUCGGAAAUAUUAUUACGAAUGAAAACGAAAAUGUUCAGAGGCAAAAUAAAAUGGGAAAUCGUAUUUCUCCAAAAUCGCAAAAAGGAUAUUCCCUGAUGCAGAAUAUUUUAACAAAACAUGGAAUAUGGUACAAAUAUAAAGAAGGUUGUAAUAACGCUGUUCGGCGAAGUGUAUUCAUGGAGAAACUCUUGUAAAUAAAAAUAUUUUUAUGCAGCUUACAAUAAUACAUCAAAUUGAGAAUUUUAAUAAUAAA
Molecule: messenger RNA, 3024 nt
Organism: Nylanderia fulva
Lineage: Eukaryota; Metazoa; Arthropoda; Insecta; Hymenoptera; Formicidae
Source: RefSeq, a predicted model, not a curated record